Molecule: messenger RNA, 351 nt
Organism: Strongylus vulgaris
Lineage: Eukaryota; Metazoa; Nematoda; Chromadorea; Rhabditida; Strongylidae
Source: the annotation of a GenBank genome assembly
AUGGCACGUUCCCGUAGGGGCAACUACAGGCAGUUCCCAUCACUGAUAAUCAUCAUCAUCACUGUAUAAGCACCUGUUCCUGAAGAUACUGACUCCGAUCAUCCGGAUUUCCGCAGCCAAACUCCCGAGGUAGAGGAAUCUACAUUCAAUCGACGCGGACCUCUGACCAUACCGGAAGUGCCUGAGAAGUCUCCUACUUCUUUGGAUGACCUACUUGAAGGCGACGGCGCCCAUGAGUACCACGGUUUUGAGAAACAACCCCGUCCACCAACACCUCCGAAGGACAUCAACGAUGAGGACGUAAAACCCUCCGCUUUCAGCUUGGCUCAUGGCUCACAUACAACUUCGCCA